AUGGCUGCGCUCCCAGGCGAUCAGUGGCUCCCAGCAGCUCGACAAUGGACGGACUGGGACCUGAAUACUGAGACGAAGAUGCAGAUCCAGCAGCUCGUCGAUUCCAAGAACGUGGAGCGUCUCCAGGAGCUCUUCAGCCGUCGCGUAACCUUUGGGACCGCAGGGUUACGCGCCGUCAUGGGUCCCGGGCCCUCGGCAAUAAACGAUCUGGUCGUGAUCCAGACGUCCCAGGGACUCUGCACGUACCUCGUGAAGCAGCUGGGCGAACAGGCCAAGCUCAUGGGCGUCGCACUGGGCUACGACCAUCGCCAGCAGCGGUCGCUGAGCUCCAAGAGGUUUGCCGAGCUCACGGCAAGCGUCUGUCUGCACCGUGGCUUCCGAGUGUAUUUGUAUGAAGAUGUGGUGGCCACGCCACUUGUGCCGUUUUGUGUCGAGCAAAAAGGCUGUGCGGCAGGUGUGAUGGUGACAGCGUCGCACAACCCCAGGGCUGAUAAUGGCUACAAAGUCUACUGGUCGAACGGCUGUCAGAUUAUUGCACCACACGACGAAGGAAUCGCGCAUGAGAUUGUGGCUAAUUUGGCUCCAUGGAGACGAUACGACGAGUCGCGCGAGCAGCUCCAGGAGAUGUUUCCAGCGCUGCUGGAAGAUCCGAGUGACGAGCUGAUCCAGCGCUACUUUGCGCGGGCAGGCACAGAAUUGUGUCGCUUCCCGGAAGCCAAUGCCAGCACGACGCUCACGAUCGCCUAUACGGCCAUGCACGGUGUCGGUCACGUGUUUACGAGUCGCACGUUUGCAGCUUUUAAGCAUAAGGAGUACGUUCCAGUGCAGGCCCAGCUUUUGCCGGACCCGGAGUUCCCCACCGUGGCUUUUCCCAACCCGGAGGAAGGUAAGGGGGCGCUACAGCUUGCCAUGGAGACAGCUGAAGCCAGCGGAGCGAGGCUGAUUCUAGCCAACGACCCUGAUGCUGACCGUCUGGCUGUGGCAGAGCGGGAUGCAGACUCUGAAUCUGGCUGGCGGAUCUUCACGGGUAACGAGAUUGGCGUGCUGUUGGGUCACUGGGAGCUCGAACAGUAUGUGCGACUGCACCCGGACUGCGACCGCAAGCAGCUGUACUUUGUCGCUUCGACAGUGUCGUCAAAGAUGCUGCGUGCUGUCGCUGAGACUGAGGGUCUCAACUUUGUCGAGACGCUCACUGGGUUCAAGUGGAUGGGCAACAAGACUGCGGAGCUGCGCGAAGCUGGCAAGACCGUUCUGUUCUCUUUCGAGGAGGCCAUCGGGUUUUGUGUUGGUGGGCUCGUGAAAGACAAAGAUGGCGUUAUCGCUGCUGCCGUGUUUGCAGAAAUGGCGGUUCAGCUGGAAGCGACCAAACAGAUGACAGUGGCCCAGCACCUGAAUGCGUUGUACGGGCGCUAUGGCUAUUUCGUGACGCAAAACCACUACGUCAAGUGCUAUGACCCCGUCAAGAUUCGUGCAAUCUUUGAACGGUUGCGCAAUGGCGGGAAGUACUGGGACAGCUGUGGUGAUUAUGCGAUCUCGCAUGUCCGCGACCUCACCACAGGUUACGACAGUUCUCAGCCGGACAAGCGUGCUGUGCUUCCGGUAAGCAGUUCGACAGAGAUGAUCACGUACACCUUUGCCAAUGGAUGCGUUGCCACAUUGCGUACAAGUGGGACGGAGCCCAAGCUCAAGUACUAUGUCGAGCUUGCAGGUCGGGUGGGUCAGACUUGCGAGGAAGUCACGGUGGAGCUGCGGAAGCAGGUCACGCAGGUUGUGCAACAAAUGUUACAGCCCAGAGAAAACGGGUUGGAGCUUGCACCUGCUGACGAGUGA
Messenger RNA from Peronospora matthiolae, 1830 nucleotides. The record is from the annotation of a GenBank genome assembly. NCBI's taxonomy places the organism in Eukaryota, Oomycota, Peronosporomycetes, Peronosporales, Peronosporaceae.